CACACAGCCGCUGACGUGUGCGGCAGCUGUGUGUGCGCUAAGCUCGCGCGGUGCUGCCAUCUGGCGGCGACUUCGCCAAACAACUUGUAGACGUAGUGCGCCCUGCUGGAGAGAAGUGACAGCAAGGUUGUCAAAAUCCAUCCUGGCUCCUCCUGGUGAUGGGCAACAUAUCACCAAAUUAGUCAUGCUGACAAGCCAGCUUGUGAGAAGAAAUUGGAGCAUAUCACCCAGAUCAAAUGAAGAUUAAUUCUACAAGUGCAUAGCUCAUCACAUGGAUUUUUGUGCUUUCAAACCAACUCUUACACAAGCUGAACACUUUUAUCAAUGUCAGUCUUUGCAUAUCAGUUCUAGCGCUAGGAAAUAGCAGCCUACUUUUAUCAUGUUUCGAACAAAAGUACGCAUUCAUACAUGCAAAAUCAUUUUAAUUACCUCCUUGGUUUGGAUUUUAGUAGAUGUGGCACUACUUGCCUUUUACUCAGACUGCUUAGGUGGAGGCGGCUGGAAGUGUAAAGACAAUGAAAUUAAUGCUGCUGCGGGAUCAGCUUCUGCAUUGCAUUCCGACGGAGGUGCUAUUUUAAGUAAUAGUAAGGGCCGAGGAAUUUUGUAUGAACAGUUACACGACAGAGGGAAGGCUGAAGAAGAUAAAACAUACAAACCAUCACAGUUACGAAGAUGGAGAGUGGUACCUCCAGUUCCAGAAAACCCUGGCAUGCCAGGGGAGAAUGGAAAGGCUGUUACAAUUCCACCAGAAAAAGAAGCUUUGAUGAAAGAAAAAUUCAAGUUGAAUCAAUUUAACUUGCUUGCCAGUGAUAUGAUAUCAUUCAAUCGUUCUCUUGCUGAUGUCAGAUUAGAAGGGUGCAAAAGCAAGAACUAUCCAAAACUUCUCCCCACCACUUCAAUUGUCAUAGUAUUUCACAAUGAAGCCUGGUCCACUCUUUUGAGAACAGUAUGGUCUGUUAUCAAUCGUAGUCCAAGACCCUUACUACGGGAAAUAAUUCUUGUUGAUGAUGCCAGUGAAAGAGAACACUUAGGAAGGCAAUUGGAGGAUUAUGUAGCCAAGUUGCCUGUCCCAGUGCACGUAUUCCGUACUGAAAAACGCUCCGGCUUGAUUCGUGCUAGAUUGCUUGGAGCCAAACAUGUCAAAGGAGAAGUCAUCACAUUCCUUGAUGCACAUUGUGAAUGUACAGAGGGCUGGUUAGAGCCUUUACUUGCUCGCAUAGCAGAAGACAGGACAACAGUGGCCUGUCCUAUUAUAGACGUCAUAGCUGAUGACACAUUUGAGUACAUCAGUGCUUCUGAUAUGACAUGGGGAGGAUUUAACUGGAAAUUAAACUUCAGAUGGUAUAGAGUUCCACAAAGAGAGAUGGAAAGACGUGGCAAUGAUCGCACAGCUCCUCUUCGCACCCCAACCAUGGCGGGUGGCCUUUUCUCUAUUGACAAAGACUAUUUCUAUCAUCUUGGAUCCUACGAUGAAGGAAUGGACAUCUGGGGAGGAGAAAAUCUUGAAAUGUCAUUCAGGGUUUGGAUGUGUGGAGGUCAAGUGGAAAUAGCAACAUGCUCUCAUGUUGGCCAUGUUUUUCGCAAGUCUACUCCUUAUACCUUCCCUGGUGGAACGUCUAAAAUUGUCAACCAUAAUAAUGCGCGUCUGGCAGAGGUGUGGUUGGAUGAAUGGAAAGAGUUUUACUACAGCAUUAACCCAGGAGCCCGCAGUGUAGAUGUGGGAGAUGUGACUCAGAGGAAAUCUUUACGUCACAAAUUAAAAUGCAAGAGUUUCCGUUGGUACCUAGAAAAUGUGUACCCUGAGUCACAAAUGCCUCUUGAUUACUAUCAUUUAGGAGAGGUUCGCAAUGUAGAAACUCAAAACUGUUUGGAUACAAUGGGCCAUAAAAGUGGUGAAAAUCUUGGAGUGAGCUACUGUCAUGGCCUCGGUGGUAAUCAGGUGUUUGCUUACACUCGUCGCCAACAGAUCAUGUCUGAUGACAAUUGUCUUGACGCAACCAGUCCUGAAGGGCCUGUUAAACUUGUGCGAUGUCAUGGUAUGGGUGGAAACCAACUUUGGGUUUACGAUAAAAAUGCUCAAACUAUAAAACAUGUAAAUACAGGACAGUGUCUCACAAAACCAGAUGUUCGGGACACCUCCAUGCCUCUCCUUAGACCUUGUGAUGGAAGCAUAGGUCAGAUGUGGGUCAUGAAUAGUAAAUUUAAAUGGCAAGCAAACUCAUUAUAGAUACCCUUAAAAUUCUGAGUCAAAAUUCUAAAUUUUCCCUCUUCAUUGCAUAUCAAAUUGUGGUCACUAAUAAAAUCUGAGAACUAUCCUAUUACUGAUUUGGGAUUAGUAGUUAUAAUUUACUUCAUUUUGGUAACUUGUUUGUUUGGGUGUAUCUCACAUUUAAUAUGUACAGUACUAAUUCAAUGCCUCUUGUCCCUCAUGUACUGUGCCCUUAAGGUCUAUCCUAGAUAGUUAGUUAUUUCUAAAAUAGAUGCAUUUUUAAAGUGCUUGGAUGGUAGUGUAGUAACCUUUGUAACAUUUGUCAUACAAAUGCUAGUCUCAAAGCUGACAGCUUCUUUUCUGUACUGGACAUAUCUCUUAUUGGUCCAAGCUGUCUUCAUAGCCGUAGACCUUUUAGUAGUGGUCUCAUUUGUGGUAUUUUAACGAGUAUUGGUCUUGUAUGAAGGACCACUUUAGACUGUCUUCCGAACUCUUACAUAUUCAUUUCAUAUCACAGCACUUCUAUUUCACUAGAAAUUUAGGUAAACAUAUGUCUAGUUUAGCUACAUCUAAGCUCGUUUCUCUUAUACCUUUAUGGAAGAGAAAUUAAAGGCAGUCCAGCUCUUAACAACUGGGUGCCAUUUUCUUUUUUACUUGGAAGAGAACAAUUUAUUACAUGAAAAUGUGUAUGUGUGAAGCCUUAUCGAUUUAUUGCUUAUCAGUUACUUAACUAAAGACCUGUUGGCUGUUAACAGAUGCUUUCCAACUGCGUUAAAAUUAAUCAUACGGGCUUGUAUAUUUGAUUGUAUAAUGACUUAUAUUUAUUACUACAUGGUUAUUAAGAUGGUGCCUGUACUUUUGUACACUUACUUAUGUCAUUGUGGAUAUGUACAGCAAAUGAAUAGAAGAGUGAUAAAUUUUGUACAUUUAGGAACCUAGGCAGUGUUUAGGAAACAUUUUGUAGAUUAAAUAAGAGUUUUUAGGUGAAUUGUUUCUCAUUCAAGUGACAAUACUUCAAGAGAAAUUUAAAAUCAUUCCCGCAGUUUGUGACAAUUAGAAUGCAGCAUACAGUAGUUAUUAGAGGUAGGAAUCAGAGGUAUCAAUGCGAGUUAAUAAGGCUUAUCGUUCUUAUGACACAUUCUUCAUUGGUAGAUGAAAUCUAAAUUUGUUACAAAGUAUGUCUGUGAUCAUGGUUGAUUCGAGUACUCUCUUUUGUCUUUACUUUCCCUUGGUUCUUAUUUCUGUGCCUUUUGUACCUUAAGUUAAUGGAUAAUAUCCCCUGUUUUUUUAAUAUUGCACAUUCCUUCACUUCAAUUGUUUUGAUGCUUUCCAUCUUGCAAAGUGUUAUUUUUUCUGUAAUCCUGGGGGGGCUUAGAUAAGAGGAGUGUUCAAGUGUUCGCUGCAAGCGUUGUAAUUAUUGUAUGUUCCACAUUACAUUUUUUCUAUUCUCUAUUGGUUAACAAAAUGUACUGACUACUGUGUGUGCUUGUUUUCUUUUUAAGUUUGUUUGUGUGUUUGUAUGUAUUAAAUUCAAGGUGUGAAGAAAGUCAUACUGUACAUGCUAAUUUUAUUUUGUUGUCUGUUCUACAUGAUUACCUGUAAGUUGAGGUUUUGAAUGAGUAUGAAAGACAGCCUGCCUGUGAUUUUGGCUGGUGUUUCCAAUGGAAUUAAUUUGUUUGUUGUAACGUAUUUUAAAUUUGUUGUCUUCUUAACAAUAUUUGGUGCAACAUUCAAAAUGUUUGUCUCUCUCAAGUUUUGUUACUUAUGAAGUAUCAUCAUUUUUUACUCAAUCUAUUGUUUUAAAAGUCUAGCAAAAUUUUCUUUAAUUGACACCUCCUUUGACCUUAUGGGUGUAACUUUUUAUAAUUGUUUCUUUUUAUUAGUCUGCAAAAUUCAGUCUUGUUGUUUUACACAUGCCCGUUGAAGUUUAUUUGGUGAAUUGUAACAAAACAUUCUGAAAGUCAUCAUAGUAUAUUGUUGGUAGUGGUUUGAAUGGAUGUACUAAAGAUGUUUUCCACUUUAGGUUGCACAUAGUUUGCAGCUCUGUGUGGAUGUAGAAAGAUAUGUUGCCCGCCACUGCAAACCACAAUGACUUUCUUCCAUGUUGCUGUGUAAGAUUACUGUAAGAUGAGUUUAUUUUUGAUGCCACUUGUUAUUCUAUUUUAUUAUUAUUUAAUUUAGUUAUGACACCAAUCCUGCCAUGUAGUACUGUUAAGAAUUCUGUGCAUUUAUUAGCUUUUAAGUUUCCUGCAUAAUAAUCCACAUGGAUAUUGGCAAACACUAUUUUAAUAGGAAAUCAGAUUUGCCUUGCAAUUUAAGACAGUUGUCCAUCUGUGAACAGUGUUUGGACUUCCACCCAGCUGCGCACAGGUAAAUGUAGAGGGCGGACCUAUGGCACCAUUCUGACAACGACAUUAUUGCUAGCCCUGAGCCAGUCCUUUUUGAAGCCAUGUAUUUGCAACCAAUCCAUCUAAACAUGUGGGUGUGCAUAGAAUACUUUCUUCUGUUUCAUCUUUGGGUUGGUUUCUCAGAACACACUCCUGUUGUAUAGUUGUUCUCAUAUUUGUUCCAUUUACUGGUAAUGGCAUUGUGUGAUCUCUUUGGUUGUUAAAAGUUGCAUACUUAUCUGACCAAAAAGCUCUAUCCUGUCAAGUUGAGAGCGAAAGGACCAAGAUUAUGUUAACUUGAUUUAUCGUAAUGAAAUUAAAUUAAGAGUAGUGGUGGUUUUGGCACCAAUUCAUAAUUAAUGUUAUUUCUUAACAGUACUCUGGUGUAUUUGUGUUUUGAAUUUUCUUCCGAUUUGUGACUUCUAAUGACUGAAAAUACCCUUAGUCUGUUGUAAGACUCAGGUCAUCAGAAAAUGUGGGAAACAUCAGUUUCUGACCACAAUGAAAACUCUACUUGUCAUUGGUUUUAUACAACAUGUUAACUAUGUAUACAUGUUCAAAACAAAUAAAAUAUUGUAUGUUGUUUA
This is a messenger RNA of Thrips palmi, 5183 nucleotides long. It is a transcript of the gene Pgant5, whose product is annotated as polypeptide N-acetylgalactosaminyltransferase 5. NCBI's taxonomy places the organism in Eukaryota, Metazoa, Arthropoda, Insecta, Thysanoptera, Thripidae. The transcript is spliced from 11 exons. Gene Ontology annotation, cellular component: Golgi apparatus. The record is from RefSeq and is a predicted model, not a curated record. Bases 380 to 2227 code for a protein of 615 amino acids.